AUGUCAGCGGUGGAACACGAAUCGAACGGCGACGUUACAGCUGCUCGGAUCGAUCGUGAUGAUGUUGCCCUACGCAAUAGGGGUAUUACGAGGGUCAGGCAAGCCAGCCCAGGGACAAAGAAUAAAACAGGAGAUAUACAACGAAAGGAAGGGGAGGGGAUGAACACGCAGACACACACAGAACACAGAACUGGAGAGGCCAACAGUUCGUCUUUGGAUGUUCCUGCCACCAGGGAAUGGGGAGGGGUAUCGUAUGGAGUGGAAAUAAGUGAGGCUGGGAGGGGAGAGAAGAAGAAAGUGAUUGUGGAAAGAGAGGCAGCGGGUAGAAGGGAAGCACAGAUAUCAAUCCACCAGAUGGGAUGGAUCCACCUUGGGAUGAGCAAGGGAACAGCUGCGCUAAGCAGAGCAGCAGAAGGGGGGUUUUGCCCACCUGGAACCAGUUCCGUCCACCGCAGUUUUAAGAAGCUGAGGUUGCCUUUGGGCAGAAGUGGGAAAGAUGAAUAUUCCCGAUUAGGACAAGUGGAUAAGAUUAAAGAGGAUGAAGCAGAAGAUGAUGAUGAGAAGGGGGAAAGCGAAGCUUGA
Aspergillus niger is the source of this 582-nucleotide messenger RNA. RefSeq lists its product as hypothetical. The record is from RefSeq and is a predicted model, not a curated record. The transcript is spliced from 4 exons. NCBI's taxonomy places the organism in Eukaryota, Fungi, Ascomycota, Eurotiomycetes, Eurotiales, Aspergillaceae. The coding region runs from base 1 to 582 and encodes 193 amino acids.